UUCGUGGACCCAUUAACGUUUAUAACCAAACUAACUUUGUAAUGUCUUUGCAGAGUGUCCACAUGGUCGCUGGUUACCGUUUCCUCGCGGUUGCCGGAAACAACCUUUUGUUGUUUUGUUGAUUUGAGGUUUUGAAAAAGGAAGUGUGUGUUUUUUUCCCCUUCGGCUUUCUGCAACCCUACAUUAAGUAGCUAGUAGAUGAGGAGGUGUGUUUACACACAGAGAGAGAGAGAGAGAGACCGGGGGGUGGAUGGAAAACAACCCGCCCGUUAUGGCGUAACUAACUAACAGUAUCUAGUUGUAGGUGUGGACGGUACUGCAGACAGAGAUCAUAAUAAACCCAGAUAGGUCUGAUCAUGUCGUUGAUGCAGGCCUGCCGCAGUUUAGCCCUAUCUACAUGGCUCCUGACGUUUUGUUUCGUUCACCUCCUCUGUUUGGACUUUACCGUGGCCGAGAGAGAGGAGUGGUACACCGCUUUCGUUAAUAUCACCUACAUAGACCCGGUCACCUCUGAAGUCCGGACGGAAAAAGCAGAAUACGGUCGAUACGGGGAACACUCGCUUAAACGCGACGCAAAAGGAGUCGUGGUACUUCCUUCUCUCUCUCAGGAUAGACAAGCCUGUGAUCCCGGUACCCGGUUCUCUGUUCCGGUCCAAGGCAGUGCGUGGAUAGCCCUGAUUGCCAGGGGAAACUGCACAUUUAAAGAUAAGAUAAGACACGCAGCGAGCCAAAACGCCUCGGCCAUCGUUAUAUUCAACGUUGGAUCCAGCAACACCAAUGAUACAAUCACCAUGCCACAUUCAGGUAUGGGUGACGUGGUCGCCAUCAUGAUCCCCGAGCCUAAAGGUCGUGAGGUCGCUGCUCUGCUGGAACGGAACGUCACGGUAACCAUGCACAUCACCAUAGGAACGCGUAAUCUCCAGAAGUACGUGAGCAGGACGUCGGUGGUGUUCGUCUCCAUCUCCUUCAUCAUCCUGAUGAUCAUCUCUCUGGCCUGGCUUGUCUUCUACUAUAUACAGAGGUUCAGAUACGUCAACGCACGAGACCGCUACCAGAGGCGUCUGGGAGAUGCAGCUAAGAAGGCCAUCAGUAAGCUGCAGGUCAGGACCAUCAGGAAGGGAGACGGGGAGACUGAGUCAGACUUUGAUAACUGUGCCGUGUGUAUCGAGGGUUACAAGCCAAACGACGUGGUCAGGAUACUACCCUGCAGACAUCUGUUCCAUAGGAACUGUGUGGACCCCUGGCUGCUGGAUCACAGGACCUGUCCCAUGUGUAAGAUAGACAUCCUCAAAGCCCUGGGCAUCGCUUUAAAUGCAGACUGUCUGGAUGACCUGCCCUUGGACUAUGAGAUGGUGGGUGGGGUGGGGGUGGAGGGUCUGGUCCUGGAGGCUGUGGUGUCGGCAGGAUCCAGUGACGGGACCCUCAGUGAGGGGGGGUCGGUGGUUCUAGACCCGGGGAUGCGGAGGGUGGGGUUACCCCAAGACUACCACGAACCAGACCCUCUGAGGGACAGUCCCAUUACUGUUACUACUGAUACCCACACAGGUGAACUCCUGCCUGUGACGAGCAGUGCGUCCCUGGUGUUCGCUGUAGAAACAGAGCUGUCGGACGAAGACCUUUCACUGGAACAACCAGCCCCUGCUGGGGACAUUAAGUCCUGAGACCCGGGCCACACCAGGACCAGAACAAGGUCUUACCGGGGUGAGUCUGGGUUACCUUGGUUCUGUAUUGUCUUCACUAUACUUGGGACAAAUCUAACUUGGGACAGAGGACAGAGACAUACCUGUAGGCUGGAUAAACCUGCCUGGAAUGGGCCUACCUGGAUAAACCUACCUGGAAUGGGCCUACCUGGAUAAACCUACCUGGAAUGGGCCUACCUGGAAUGGGCCUACCUGGAUAAACCUACCUGGAAUGAGACUACCUGGAUAAACCUACCUGGAAUGGGCCUACCUGGAUAAACCUACCUGGAAUGGGCCUACCUGGAAUGGGCCUACCUGGAAUGGACCUGGAAUGGGCCUACCUGGAUAAACCUACCUGGAAUGGGCCUACCUGGAAUGGGCCUACCUGGAUAAACCUACCUGGAAUGGGCCUACCUGGAUAAACCUACCUGGAAUGGGCCUACCUGGAAUAAAAACCUACCUGGAUAAACCUACCUGGAAUGGGCCUACCUGGAAUGGGCCUACCUGGAUAAACCUACCUGGAAUGGGCCUACCUGGAUAAACCUACCUGGAAUGGGCCUACCUGGAUAAACCUACCUGGAUUGGGCCGACCUGGAUAACCUACCUGGAUAAAUAUGCCUGGAAUGGACCUACCUGGAAUGGGCCUACCUGGAUAAACCUACCUGGAAGGGGCAUACCUGGAUAAACCUUCCUGGAAUGGGCCUACCUGGAUAAACCUACCUGGAAUGGGCCUACCUGGAUAAACCUACCUGGAAGGGGCCUACCUGGAUAAAUCUACCUGGAAAAACCUACCUGGAUACACCUACCUAGAAUGGGCCUACCUGGAUAAACCUACCUGGAAUGGGCCUACCUGGAUAAACCUACCUGGAAUGGGCCUACCUGGAUAAACCUACCUGGAUAAACGUACCUGGAAUGGGCCUACCUGGAAUGGGCCUACCUGGAUAAACCUACCUGGAAGGGGCCUACCUGGAUAAACCUGCCUGGAAUGGGCCUACCUGGAAUGGGCCUACCUGGAUAAAUCUACCUGGAAUGGGCCUACCUGGAUAAACCUACCUGGAAGGGGCCUACCUGGAUAAACCUACCUGGAAAAACCUACCUGGAUAAACCUACCUGGAAUGGGCCUACCUGGAUAAACCUACCUGGAUAAAUCUGCCUGGAAUGGGCCUACCUGGAUAAACGUACCUGGAAUGGGCCUACCUGGAUAAACCUGCCUGAAAUGGGCCUACCUGGAUAAACCUACCUGGAAUGGGCCUACCUAGAUAAACCUACCUGGAUAAAUCUGCCUGGAAUGGGCCUACCUGGAUAAAUCUGCCUGGAAUGGACCUACCUAGAAUGGACCUACCUGGAAUGGGCCUACCUGGAUAAACCUACCUGGAUAAACGUACCUGGAAUGGGCCUGCCUGGAUAAACCUACCUGGAUAAACGUACCUGGAAUGGGCCUGCCUGGAUAAACCUACCUGAAUAAACCUACCUGGAUAAACCUACCUGUGAGUGAUUCCAGAUGAAACCAGGACAAAAAAAGAACCACAUUUGUGGGAUUUUCUGGAAAUUGUAUCCAAUGGUCCUUUUUGGAGGAAGGAUUAUUGACAUAUUUUACAUUUUUUACAUUUUGUAUCUAAAGCAUAAUAAAAAAAUAAAGUAUUUAUCAAAUGUGGCAUAUUUCUGACAUUUUGACCUUACCCAGUCCUCCUGGGAGACUCCAUAGUGUUCAAUCUGUAGGUGCUCCAAAGCAACAAUGGGUGUGUUUUGUAAUAUGAGUCGUAUCUACCCGGAUAAACCCCAUAUGGGAUGGGACACCAUGUAUAGUGUACGCUAGAGAUUCAACUCUGUGUCCUUGCCUACGUAGAGAAUAGACUCACCUGGUUAUGGAGCGAUCAGACUGUUUAGUUCCUGUUACCUGGUUCUGUGUGUCAAUGGAGAGGUUCCUGUCACCUGGAGCCCUGGAAAUGUUUCACAAUAAGAGUUCUGAUCUCACACACACACACUGAGCAGUAUGGAAUCAACAGAACCUUUUUGUUAAUCUAUAAACCACAUUUCUAAAACUACUAUUUUGAAACAGAACUUCCAAGAACUGGAGCAUAUAUGACGGGGACAUUUUAUUUUGAAAAAGCCUCAAAGACCUCUGAGAGAUGUAGUCAGUGAACUGCGCACUGUCUUCCCUUUACUAUACUUAGGUUUUUCUGUCUGGGCUGACACGGUCUCUACUACUGGUAACCAUGGAUAAGGUCACACCACUACAUAGUGCAGUAUUGUUGUAGUAAAUGCUAUUUUUAAAGUAGAACGUCAGUAUUCUCUCCUUCAGUCUACCUGUGUAUAUUCUAUGGUUAUAUAUCUGGAAGAAGUACGUUAUUUUAUCCUCCAUCUGUCCAUCCGUCCGUCUGUCUAUACCUGUACAAUGAUCUCACAGUAAAGCGUUGUUUUAUUUCACUACCUUUUUCUGACUUAACUGGCCAAUCAGAGUUGGUUGUGUUAUUUAUGGUGUUGCCCAAUAACUCCCCUUUUUUGACAAUCAGAUGUUACAGCAAUGCUCUGGAAUGUUCUAGAGUCCUUCUCAAAACCUCCUCUGGAACAUUCUAGAAUCCUUCUCAGAACCUCUGGAACGUUCUAGAAUCCUUCUCAGAACCUCUUCUGGAACGUUCUAGAAUCCUUCUCAGAACCUCUUCUGGAACGUUCUAGAAUCCUUCUCAGAACCUCUUCUGGAACGUUAUUUGUUGGGUGUUUUGAGUGGGAGGGACUGGCUACAAAAUAACAUGUCUGUGUAAUCUCAACGGAUGUCAUCUCAAUGGCACCCUAUUCCCUAUACAGUAACACUACUUUUGACCAGAGCCGUAUGCUCACUGAGUGUGUGAUGGGAAAGAGAAAUCGAGUAUUAUUAGUAUAUUAGUAUAGUAUUAUAACAACUAUUUUGAUAAAAACAUAAAUGUUUUAUUUUUGUACCGACACAGAGAGAGAGUCACCGUAUUACUGACCUGAAACAAACAGCUCGACGAUGACUCAAUACAAUAUAUUCUGGAUCGAGGUGACAAACGAUCUUUGUGUGUGUGUGUGUGUGUGUGUGUAGAUAAAUAGCCAAGCGUGAGUUGAACUAGGCACUUGUUCACUCCCCUCAGGAUUCUGAAAGUAUUGGUCUGAACUGGUUGGAAGUAGUUUCCAAUGAGAGGAGGGAAAAAAUAUCUGAUACGGUCCAGUGUUUGACAACAGCAGGAAGUCGAUUUCUAUAUUUAUUAUGCCUCAAGUGAACCGAGUCACCGGGAACCUCCCGCUGCCCUACAGAGGCUGUGUGUAGAAUGGCAACCGGUUCUGUUAAGAGCACACAUAUAGCUUUAGGGUGAAUGACAGAGAGAUCCCCCACCUCCCCUGAGGAACAACCAUAUUGAGGUUAUGUACAGAGAGAGAUCCCCCACCUCCCCUGAGGAACAACCAUAUUGAGGUUAUGUACAGAGAGUGAUCCCCCACCUCCCCUGAGGAACAACCAUAUUGAGGUUAUGUACAGAGAGAGAUCCCCCACCUCCCUGAGGAACAACCAUAUUGAGGUUAUGUACAGAGAGAGAUCCCCCACCUCCCCUGAGGAACAACCAUAUUGAGGUUAUGUACAGAGAGAGAUCCCCCACCUCCCCUGAGGAACAACCAUAUUGAGGUUAUGUACAGAGAGAGAUCCCCCACCUCCCCAGUGGCCCAUUCAGAUGCUGUACCCCGUACCUCCUCUCUGUGCCCCUGGCAGUGGCCCAUUCGGAUGCUGUGUCGUCACACACUAGGGGCUGGGCGAUUUAAAAAAUAUAUAUAUUUUUUUUUAAAAAAUUUUUUUUUUUAUAUCAAGCUCAAUUUCAAUUGUAUGUUGUUUUUUGUGUGAUAUUCCAAAUGCCUGUAUUGACAGAAACAAUAUUCUGUUUUUGGGGGGGGUUGUUUUUUUUGCCUGAGAGGUUUGUCAUCUUGUCUCGUCUUCUUCGCUCCUUCUGCUGUGUGCAUCUUCGCUCAUUUUAGCCAGGUACUAUUCUACAUGCUGUUUGUCUUUUUUAUUUUAUGUUAAAAAAAAUUUAAAUGUUUAAAAUGAGCAAUAACCAUAAAACUCUAUUCUAUAAGGAGUUGGCAACUCGUUCUCACUACUUUUUAAAGCAUAAAGCUCUAUUCUAUAAGGAGUUGGCAACUCGUUCUCACUACUUUUUAAAGCAUAAAGCUCUAUUCUGUAAGGAGUUGGCAACUCGUUCUCACUACUUUUUAAAGCAUAAAGCUCUAUUCUAUAAGGAGUUGGCAACUCGUUCUCACUACUUUUUAAAGCAUAAAGCUCUAUUCUAUAAGGAGUUGGCAACUCGUUCUCACUACUUUUUAAAGCAUAAAGCUCUAUUCUAUAAGGAGUUGGCAACUCGUUCUCACUACUUUUUAAAGCAUAAAGCUCUAUUCUGUAAGGAGUUGGCAACUCGUUCUCACUACUUUUUAAAGCA
Molecule: messenger RNA, 6118 nt
Organism: Oncorhynchus tshawytscha (Chinook salmon)
Lineage: Eukaryota; Metazoa; Chordata; Actinopteri; Salmoniformes; Salmonidae
Product: RING finger protein 150
Exons: 6
Coding region: 357-1661 (434 amino acids)
Source: RefSeq, a predicted model, not a curated record